AUGAAUGCUACAGAGACUUCUGUCGCUCCUUACUCAGCUGUUGCCUCCUGGCUGUACCAAAAACUAGCGUUGGUCCACGCAAAGACCGUAUCGACAUUCAAAUCGACUACGAGUCCUGCUCUCACCGAAAAGUCGAAAGAGCAUCAAGAAUGGGUUCCAUCGACACUGAAAAAAUCAAUAGCUCUGCCUUUUGCGGCAUUCUGCUUCCUUCUCGUGGGAGCGCUGGAAGCACUGCGUGUCGCUGUCACCAAGAACCAAGGAAUCUCUGCUAGCGAAAAAGAAACUGUGUUUUUCCUCAAGUACUUGCCAACCUUCUGCGUGGUUCUCCUCGGACUUGUCUGGAAGUCCGUCACCUCCGAAGUCAAAAAACUCACGCCAUGGUCCGCCAUGAGCGGCAAAUGGGCCACAGCCGAAGAAUCCGUUCUGGUCAACUACAUCGACAGGCUUGAGAUCUUCGCAGUGUUUUCUUCUGCUAAACGAAAGCACUGGGCGGUAUUCAUGGCGAUUGUGAUGGGAUUCAUGAUCGGAGCUGCCGUCACGGCAGCCAACGCCUUGGCUUACAAGGAUUUAUCUGCCACCACACAUUUUGAUACCCCGAUGAAGAGGCUAUCACGCUUCGACUUCGAUGGCACACUUUUCCGUCGGGAUCCGAACACGACGAUAACAGACUACAUGGGUCGCGCUAGAAACCGCCCGUAUGCAGCAGUAGCUGCCGAGCGUCUUGUUGGAGGGCAAUCAGCAGAUUUUACGAGCCAGGCGUACGCGUUUGACAGGUUCGCCAGUGUAACUGAACCACCGACAAACAGCACCACCCAAGCCAACGUGGCCGCGUUUAACGUGGACUGGGGUUGCCAACAACUUAAUUAUACCAUCAAUUAUCACCAGAGGGAUCCCUCUAAGGAAUUGCAGAGCGACUACGAUUUUUGGGAUACCUACAGUUAUUGGGAUCUCAAUGCGCAUAAAGCCGAUACAAAAUGCCCUCAAGGUAUCACGCAACGAGUGACUGAUUCAAGCGAGGGCGCCAAGGACAUCAGGCAAUAUGCAUGGCUGAAUGUCACGUCUUGUACAGGCCUGAGGGAUCUCCGGCUGCUCGCAACCUUUUUCCAAAUUAACCCGAAUAACGAGACACAAGCCGUUGGGGUCAUGUGCACUCCUCAAUUCACUAUCGGGCAGGCACUGGUACGAAUUGAUCAGUCUGGUAAGGUCCAAAGCUACAAAGCAGACCAGUCGACAUUUGAAAAAAUUGACAUUGGAACCCCCAUGGAAGCCAUCUAUCUCUAUCUAGUUGGCAUUAAUGACGCAUAUGAUGGGGCAGACACCGGAGAGCGAAGCUUUACGGAGGUGGCUUGGAACAAAUCGAUUGAUCUGACCUUUGUACAUCUCGCAGCAUAUGGAUUCGUUUUCGGCAACUCUUUCGACACAUUCUUCCAGUCCAUGACAGAGUCUGGUAUGCCCAAACUGAAUCAGACAUACUUGGAAGAUCCCGAUCUGUUUGAGAUGGAGACAAAAACCCUCGCUAGACAAAUCAUGACGCAAGUCGUCAGCGUGUUUGCCAGGGUGAAUGAAGAUACCCCUAAGUCGAUGAAUGGGACAAUAACCCUGAAAGAGCCUAGGUGGUUAUUAAGGUAUACUGCGCUCCGGAUACUCCAGGCCAUAUUGGCCAUGCUGGGGAUAGUAAUGGUUUUGCUGUCGACAUUGCUAAGGCCGAAGUCUUUGCUCAAGCAAGACCCUGGCCUGCUAGCUGAUACAGCUAUCGUCUUAGCACGCUCCGGUUUGGUGGAAGAAAUACUCAGCCCACACGCUGUCACGUCGGACAAAGAAAUGCAAAAGUCGCUAGCAUCAACCCGUUGGCGACUGCACGAAGAAAGCCGUGGCAGCACUUCUGGGCCGAUUCUCGAAGUCGAUACGACGCCGUUACCUGCAGAAGGCCUUUCUCCAGCGAGAUGCCCCACAGUGCACUCUGGAUGCCAUCCAAUCGCUUUGCGUACGGAUGUUAAAUGGGUCGUUGCCGUGGCUUUUGGCGUUGUCAUAGCCGUCCUUGGCCUGCUUCAGGGCCUUUCCACUAUUCGCAAAGGCAUCUGCAUGGACGGUACGACAGCUUCGAAUCUAUUCAACUAUGUACCUACGCUGGUACUGGUUUUGUUGAGUAGCUCAUGUUCGGCUCUGGAUGGCGCCACGCGGGCAAUGAUGUCUUACAGAAGCCUCAGGAAACCAUCCAAAAAACAACCGCUCCUUUCCAACUUCCAGGACACGUCAACUUUCCAUGCACUCUUUAGGUCCCACACAAAGUCUGGCAGGGUUGGAUUCGCGCUCGCAGCGGCCUCCUUUGCUACGCUUGUCUUCCCUUGGAUCAAGAUUGUUGCCGCAGGUCUUUAUGGCACGACGACUCUGACAAUUUCGGAUCCUGCCAUCUUACACAUGGACAACAGCAUUAUUGAGGGCUCCGAAACUUAUUUCCUUUCCAGUCAAAAUGACCUUACAACCGCUACCUCGAAGGCCUCAAAGUUCACCGAGUGGUCAGUGACACCGGACUUUGGAAUUGGGCAGAGACCUGGAGUCCUCGACAACCUUGUGAUCAGUAAUCUCACAGAGUGGUCAUCAAAGCGAGCUGCGACCGAUAUGGCGGCUUAUGAAAUCGAAGCCAUGGUUAAGGCGAUUGCUGUGAACAGCCAUUGUGAAGCAGUCCACUCGGAUGAGUUUGAGGUCCUGGCUCAUUGGAGCACCGACUGUGGCAACAGGACUCUUUUCGAUUUUCGUUGCAAGACCGACCACUGCACAAAAACUUUAAACAUCAUCGAAAAACAUCGAAACGAACCAAUCAACUUUAUGGCGUUCAGUCAGCCGGAAUGCGUUCUCGGGUCUUAUAUGGGUAUAUCUUGGUGGGACCUCUACGAUGUCACGCGUAGUGUGUUCCUGGCCGAUUUCUCCAGCGUGACGGGCCCAUUCCAGAACUACACGGCGAUAAAUGCCAACCAAAGUACUGUCGUCGACUCCAGCAUGUUCAACGUCUCACUACCAACCUUACGCGCCGUAUCAUGUCUGUACAACGUAUCGGCUGUCGACGUCAACGUCACAUUCACUCGAAAUACAAAUCUCGACGUCGGCGGUGCGACCGUCACGCUUCCCUGGGCCCCAUCUAGCUACGAUCGUGAAUCUCUCGUUUAUCGCUCAUACAUGGACGAACUAUCUUCAGGCGCACUAGAUGCUUCUGGUAACGGUGACUCCGUCUCGUACUACCCUAAACUAACAACGGAUAAAGUAAUGGCGGGCAGAUUGAACAGCACCUCCCUCUGGCCGAACUCCACCGACACUACCAACGUCUAUGAGACCGUGGCCGCAUACGCGCAAUACCAAGUUGGCAAUCUCAGCGCACUACUCGACGCGGAGCAACUUGCCGAAGCCGUGUCGACAAUCCAGCGGAUCCUGGGCACGGAAACGCUGACGAACGCGCGCCCCUUAAUCCUCGAGGCGGCGAACGCGUCCAGCGCGAAGACCAUCACAGGCACUGCGCGCCAUCGCCAAACGCGCAUCAACCAAGACGUCACGACGACAAUCGUGCUCGAGGUCCUGCUCAGCGUGGUGCUGGCCUGCCUCCUCUGGAUCAUCUACCGCUUCCCGAGCUCGUCGAUGCUGCCGAAAGAGCCCAACUCGAUCGCGGCGCGGCUGUCUCACUUUGCGGGCAGCGCGCUGGUGCGCCGCGUGCGCGACGAGGGCGUCUCGCGUGUCGAGGAGACGAGCAUAUGGAACGAGAAGGCGGGGCUGGGAUGGUGGCCUGUCUCUGGCUCCGAAGAGGAUUCAGCGUCGAAUCAGAGUCAGGAGCACCGCCAGUGGAGAUGGGGCAUCGAUGUAGGGCCCGACAUGGUGCAGCAGGACUGGGACUGUCCGCCCUUUGGCGAGGGCGCAGUGAGUGGCGACAGAGAUAGUGGGGACGAGACGGAAGGCGAUGCUGACUCGUCGUCUCCGGGUCCUGAACAAGCGACCACUGCCGCUCCGAGUCCGGUUUCGCCGGCUUAUGAGCGGGUCAGCGCGGCUGAGGGGGAAGACGUCCUGCAGCGGGGGGAGGAGGGUGAUGGUGGGAGGGUUUAG
Messenger RNA from Aplosporella prunicola CBS 121167, 4086 nucleotides. RefSeq lists its product as uncharacterized. The transcript has 3 exons. NCBI's taxonomy places the organism in Eukaryota, Fungi, Ascomycota, Dothideomycetes, Botryosphaeriales, Aplosporellaceae. The coding region runs from base 1 to 4086 and encodes 1361 amino acids. The record is from RefSeq and is a predicted model, not a curated record.